This is a messenger RNA of Lolium rigidum, 2379 nucleotides long. RefSeq names its product PHD finger protein MALE MEIOCYTE DEATH 1-like. NCBI's taxonomy places the organism in Eukaryota, Viridiplantae, Streptophyta, Magnoliopsida, Poales, Poaceae. The coding region runs from base 1 to 2031 and encodes 676 amino acids. The record is from RefSeq and is a predicted model, not a curated record. The transcript has 3 exons.
AUGCCGUCCAUCCGCGCGCUCAAGCGGCUCGCCGACUCGCGCCCGCCGCCGGCGCCGGCGGCGGAGGAGGAGGAGAGCCCGCCGCAGCACUCCUUCUCCUCCUGCUCCUCCUCCUCGCCGCCGUGGCCCGCCCCGUCGCCGGCCUACCCGCUGCGGGACUUCCCCGGGAGGGAGGCCGCCGCGCUCUGCGGCGCGUUCCGGGACAACGUCCGCUGGCUGCUCACCCGGUGGGGCCCCGUCCCCGCCCCCGCCCCCGAUGCCGCCGCCGCCGCCCCGGCGCGGCGGGCCUUCCUCGCCGACGACCGCGCCCGCGCCGUCGUCCCCAUCGUCGCCGUCGAGGUGCUCGCCGCCUCCUCGCCCGCCCCGCUCUGCGAGCUCUGCCGCUGCGCCGGUUGGAGCCACCACUGGGUGUCAAAGCGGAGGUACCAUUUCAUCAUCCCAGCGGAUGCAAACUGGGACCAGCAUUUUGGGACAGAUGUGCUCCUUGGACGCGACGACCACCUGCUCCAUGGCCUCAUCCACAGCAAUGGCUUCGGUCACCUUGUCGCUCUCCGUGGUCGCGAAGGCGGAUCGACCUCCCUCUCUGGCCGUGACUUGAUGGAUAUCUGGGAUCGCCUUUGCUCUGCUCUCCGUGUUAGGGCCGUUUCUUUGGUGGAUCUCUCCAGGAAGCACUCUCUGGACCUCCGCCUCCUGCUCGGUGUGGUGAACGGUGAGACAUGGUUCACCCGCUGGGGAUAUUGCCUUGCCAGAGGCAGCUUCAACGUGUCCCCUGCCACAUAUGCUGCUGCUUUGGAAGCUCUGGCUUUCCUGCAUGUUGACCAUCUCCGCAGCCGACAUGUUCGUCGUGUGGUCACCGUCUACCGCCGCUUAUCCAACAAGCCGCUGACCAGUGUCCGUGAGUUCCUCCGUUGCCUACUUGACUGGAAGCACCAUGAACCACCCCUUUCACCGCCUCCUGCAAAGUCACUCCCCUGGUUGCCAUUCCUGCUGCCAAAGCCAUGUCCAAUGAAGAGGGAGGUGCAGCCGAGGCAGGGGCAGCAGUGCAAGCGCUUUGAGGAUGCGGUUGACCUCGCCCAUUGUCGGUUUUCCAAGAGCCGUCUUCUACAUGCUGCAGAGGUGGUUGUUGCCAAGCUGCUUGAGCAUGGAAAUGGUGCAGAGAUGACACGCCAGGCACUGCGAGAUGCUUCGAGGGGUGACAUCGGCGAUACUGGCCUCCUUGACUUCGUCAUCAAGUCUGUUGGUGACACCAUUGUUGGCAACCAUGUUGUGCGCCGACUGCCCAAUGCCACGACACGUAUUCUCCAGUUCAGCCUGGAGGAGUGUGAAGAGCCAGUGCAAAUGGAUGUUGAGGUAGAACACCCCAGUCCUGAAGCACGGUGGGCGGGGGGCUCAGUUGAUGUUGAGCGGGAUCUGCGUGCUGUCUACCGAGCAAUGGUGAAGGCGCUCAGUGAGGCAGCACAGGCUGUGCUGGACUGCAAGCACUGGGUGAAGUGCUGGGGCCUUGGGGACGAGUCUGAUGAUCAGCUAAGGUUCCUGGCCGAGUGGCAACCGCAACCUUGGGAAGCUGAUGAUCUUACACGGCCAAUGCCAGCGGGGGAGAUUGUUGUGGUGCCACUGCAUACAUCGAUAGGGGAGCUUCUCGUCGAGGCAGAGCAUGCGCUGAGGGACACAUACUGCUUCUUUGAGGAGUUCCAUGCUGAGAAGCUUGAUGGUAUUACUGGGGAGAAGUGGGAUCCAGUGGUGCUUGGUGGGGCAGAGUCUGGGGACACGAUCGGCGUCCAUGGCCAUGGGGCAGACAUGGAAACUGGGCUGCGGUGCGAGGGCGGGCUUGAUGCGUGGGAGGUGAGGUGUGUGUGUGGUGCUCAGGAUUACGACGGCGAGCGCAUGGUGGUGUGUGACAUGUGUGGUGUCUGGCACCACACCCGAUGUGUCGGCAUCGAGGACAGCGUGUCUGUUCCGCCAUUGUUCCUGUGCAUACUCUGCGGCGGCGAGCUCAUGGGCCCGAUUCUGAAGGACGCACUGGUAACGUAGUGACUAUUCUUCUUCUGCCUUCCAAGUUCCCUUGGGUCCACAAUGCUCCAUGAUGUUAGGCUGACGAGAUAAAACCAGUUCUGAAAUCUUUUUUCUGUAAAUUGGGUUGUUGUGGUAUAUGUUUAGUUUAACUCCGAAACUAUAUAUAGAAGUUAGCAGAGGAUAUGGGGAUCAGUAGACAGCAGUAGAUGGGGCGGAAGUCCCAUCCUAUCCAUGCCGGUUGCACAAUCCGGCUGGAAAUUUUGUAAUACCUGAUACAUCACAGAAGAUGGUAUAGCUAGCUAGAUGUAAAUACAUGUUCUGUGGUUGUAUCUUGUGCUGUCUCUGAAUCCUUCCAAGUGGUGAAUC